Physella acuta is the source of this 1425-nucleotide messenger RNA. Its product is annotated as splicing factor 45. Gene Ontology annotation, cellular component: precatalytic spliceosome. Gene Ontology annotation, biological process: mRNA cis splicing, via spliceosome; alternative mRNA splicing, via spliceosome. Gene Ontology annotation, molecular function: RNA binding. NCBI's taxonomy places the organism in Eukaryota, Metazoa, Mollusca, Gastropoda, Physidae. The record is from RefSeq and is a predicted model, not a curated record.
UGAAAAGACAGAAAGGUGUGAUUGUAUAAAAAUAUAAGAUUUUUUAAUAGAUCACACAUUUAUUUGGAGAUACUUAACGUUUAAUUAGAUCUAGAUACAAUCUAUCGAGAUCUAGAAUGAGUUGAAAAUAUUUUUGACUGGUUAAAACAAAAAUAAUUUCUAUAAAUCAUGUCACUGUAUGAUGAUCUGGAUAUCAAAGAGGAUGCUGGGAGUGGUAAAAUUACCAAAUCCUCUGUAGUUUCUGGUUGGUCACCAGGCUACAAAUUGUUGCAAUCAACCCUGCAAGCUAAAAAGGCAACAACUUUACAACCAAAGAGAAACAGAACAAGCCACCUGGCACCUGUAGUUGAUCUCAAGAAACAUGUUGACCCUGAUAGCCCAAUGCAAUUCAAUAUGCAAACAGGAAAGCUUGAGAGAGUUAACCCACCACCUAUUCAGCCACAAGCUUCCAUUGCUGUUGCACCUAUUACCCCUUCCUCAACUUCCCCAUUCAUACAAAUGGAACCAACACCUUCUAUAACUGGUGUUGCUGAUGAAUAUGACCCAUUCCGACCUAAUGAAUAUGAUGAGGUUGUUAAAAGGAUGAAAGAAGACAAAGAAAAAGAAAGGGAGAAAGACAGAAGAAGAGAAGAUAGGAGAGAUAGGCAAGAGCGAGAGAGAGACAGACGAGAAGAAAGAGAGAGGGAAAGAGAAAGACGAAGGCAAGAGCGACGCAUGGAAGAAGAGGAGGAAACAGAGUUUGAGAAGAUGAGAAAAAGAAGAGCUGCUGAAGAUGAGGAAGAGGAGAUUGAUCGUUCCAAACGAGCUGGAGCUGCCAUAGCGCCACCAACCGCAUUGUUGGAGGAGCCACCUGUUAAUCCUGAUUUGAUUGAACGUCCAAAAUCACCAAACAUGGGCAUGGCCAUGAUGGGAUCUGUAGCCUCAAAAAUUAUGGCAAAGUAUGGUUACAAAGAAGGGCAAGGUCUGGGUAAAUCAGAACAAGGAAUGAGUACAGCUUUAUAUGUAGAAAAGACAAGUAAAAGAGGUGGAAAAAUUAUUCAUGAGAAAGAUAUCCCUAAAGAGCCCCCACCUUCAAAUACAAACUUGAUGAAGAAUCCCUCAAAGGUCAUUUUACUUCAGAACAUGGUUGGGCCUGGUGAAGUAGAUGAAGAACUGGAGCCUGAAACAGCUGAAGAAUGUACUAAAUACGGAAAAGUCAAUAAAUGUGUAAUAUUUGAGAUCCCUGAAAAUCCUGAAGAAGAGAGUGUAAGAAUAUUUGUGGAGUUUGAAAGAAUGGAGUCUGCAAUUAAAGCUUUAGUGGACUUGAAUGGCAGGUUCUUUGGUGGACGUGUGGUUAAAGCAUGUUUUUAUAAUUUGGACAAGUUUCGAAGAAUGGAUUAUAAUGGACCAGUUGACUAAAAUAGUCACUUCAUUAAUCAAACAUUU